Choloepus didactylus (southern two-toed sloth) is the source of this 1768-nucleotide messenger RNA. RefSeq names its product zinc finger protein 688 (gene ZNF688). The record is from RefSeq and is a predicted model, not a curated record. Bases 335 to 1165 code for a protein of 276 amino acids. NCBI's taxonomy places the organism in Eukaryota, Metazoa, Chordata, Mammalia, Pilosa, Megalonychidae. Gene Ontology annotation, biological process: regulation of DNA-templated transcription. The transcript has 3 exons.
CCAUAUUUGAUAUGAUCAAGGAAUGGCGCCCGUACGAGCAGCCUGUGACAACUGAAACCAGCAUGUCGCCAUAUUUUCUGAUGGCACCUUCCGAGUCCCUUAACCCGGGUCUCUAUGUCCAGGCUGCCAUGGAGUGAAUAAACACCAAAGGAUUCUACUUGUCCCCAUCAAAAUCCCAGAAGCCCUAGCAGUCAGUCCCCGCUUCUUCCAGGUCCCCCGGCUGCUUUCGGACGUCAAGGCUGGGCGGAGCCCCGGCGGGGCCAGGCCUCCCUGUGGACCACGACAGCCGAAGCCGGAAUCGGGAAGACUGUGGCCGCGGGGAAGAGGCGGCCCCAUGGCGCCGCCCCCGGCCCCGCUCCUGGCGCAGAGACCGGGAGAGACCGGGCCUGGAUGCAAGAAGCCGGGGGCCGUGAGCUUCGCGGACGUGGCCGUUUACUUCUCGCCGGAGGAGUGGGGGUGUCUGCAGCCCGCACAGAGGGCCCUGUACCGGGACGUGAUGCGGGAGACCUACGGCCACCUGGGCGCGCUCGGAUUCCCGGGCCCCAAACCAGCCCUCAUCUCUUGGAUGGAACAGGAGAGUGUGGCUUGGAGCUCCGACGCCCAGGAUCCUGAGGAGGGGGAAAGCCUGGGAGGAGCUCUGAGAGGAGAUGCCCAAAACAAGAAGAAAGAGGAGCCCCAGGAAGGGCUGGGAGCCAAGGAACCCAGAAAGACCCCUUGGAAUGAGCUGCCUGAAGAGCUAGUUAAACACAAGCCCGACUCGACUCCCAGCAAGGCCGCGGCGAAAGCACAACCACCAGCGAAGGCUGCCUGGGACCAGACCACUGGCGCGCAGCCCCGGGCCCCGGCACCCAGCGGGGACGCUCAGGCUGGGCAGCGGCGCCACGUGUGUGCGGACUGCGGCCGCCGCUUCACCUACCCCUCGCUGCUGGUCAGCCACCGGCGCAUGCAUUCGGGGGAGCGGCCCUUCCCCUGCCCCGAGUGCGGCAUGCGCUUCAAGAGGAAGUUCGCCGUGGAAGCCCACCAGUGGAUCCACCGCUCCUGCUCUGGUGGGCGGCGGGGCCGGAGGCCUGGGAUCCGGGCCGUGCCUCGGGCCCCGGCCCGGGGUGACCGCGACCCGCCGGUGCUCUUCCGACACUACCCAGACAUCUUUGAGGAGUGUGGGUGAGCAGAACCUGCAGGCACUUGAGGGUUGACCUUGGCGCCCAAGGUAGGCUCCUGAGUCAGGGAUUUGGGAACCAAAAUUCAUCCCUUGGGCUCCUCUCAAGGAUUCCUCAAAUUUCCAAACUUGUGAAAAGUGCCUGAAAAGAUUCAAAUAGAUUAAAUUUGAUGCCCCCUCCACAAUCAUUCAUGAAAAAAUGAAGAGGGUCAGAGGCUUGAUUUUUUAGUAGGUGCCAAUGGGGACCUUUCCAGUUUCUCUGGAGAUACUGACUGCCUCCUUAUUUAUGUCAUAGGCCAAGGCUGAGGGGCCUAAGGCCUGAGAAGUGGGGCCAACAUGGAAGGCGUGGCCAAACCCUGGUUAAUUUUCACUAACUGGGACCCUGGGGAAGUGGGUGCAGGGCAUGCAGAGGCACCCAGCACAAACUCGUCUCUGCAACCUGCCCCAAGUCGCAGCUGGUAAGUCAUAUCCCCUCCAGGAGUCUCAGUUUCCUCAUCUGUAAAAUGAGGAUCAAUAAUAUCUACCUCAAAGGCUUACUGUGAAGGCUAAAAUUUUAACAGAAUAGUAUGUAUGACACAGGAAAUGUGCAAUAAACAUUUGUUGAAAAGUGAA